UGCCCCCUAUCCUAGAGAAGUUUUAACCUUGUAGGAUGGCCAGAAUUAGGGUGACUAAAUCAAUUAAUUAUUUUCAUAUUUUAGUAUAUGCUUUUCAUAGGAAUUUGAACUUUCUGUUCUUUUACAAAGAUUUCUCACAAAAAUGAGCGCAUCUCUGUGACAUGUGAACGGAGUCCUGAGUGUAUACCAAGUUUUUUGAAAUUUAAUUCAGCUCGUGUCAUGCUAAUUUAGCAUUUUGUGACCCCCAGAAACAACUUUAUAGAAGACCACUACUACAUGUAAAAUCCUCAAGUCACUGCAAGAAGGCAACACCGCUCUUAUUAGCUUACGGAAUCUAACUUUUUGGAUAUAAUGUUAAUUACAAACCGGAGAAAGACCCCCCUGAAUGAUUAAGAACAUGAAUAAAAUCAUAUUUGUCUUGGUAAAAUGUAUUUUAUAACAUAAGUAAGUGAAAUUUCAUCACUAAAGCUUGUUUUCACCCCUCCGGGCCGAGUGGGUGGAUGCCUGUUCUGUGUCUUCAAACACAUUAACAGAACUAGUUAUGACAAAGCAUCAAGUACAGGAGUAUUUUGUUUUUCCUUUGAAGGUCUUUGAAGAUCUGAGUAAAAAGGCUUUACUCCGUCUAUAUAUGUUCCAUGUCUGGGUGCGUUUUGAACAGCAGCCCACAAGAAAGCUCACACAAGGCUCACUUCAAUCUGAACACCGGGAACAUUGACCUUCCUCCCAACAUGACGAGCUGGUCCAGCUUUCACAACGGGGUGUCUGCAGGCCUGAAGAUCGCCCCGGGCCUCCCAGGUGGACUCUGCCUGCAUUGCCGACAACAACGGACACCUCAGCAAGCUGGCCACACUCAACAUACAUGACGACAUCACCGAGCCCUACAGUCACGCAUUCAAGUCAUAAUCUCUGUUAUUAAACAAGUGAACCACGCUGAGUAGGAAGUCCAUGGAGGACUAAUUAAAAUGGCUGCCAUGACAUGACUAGCAUCGGGCUGCUACUGGGUGUGUCUGCAGCCAAGCUGAGAAACAUGGACGUGUCAAUCACCACCCACCUGCAGAGCAUCCACAUCCCCGCACUGCUCCCACCCACCUCCACUGAGCUGGACGUACCGCACAACGUGCAGGUGUCGGCUGUGUUGGGCAUCGGCCUGGUCUUCCAGGACACGGGCCACCGCCACGACGCAGAGGUGUGCUCGCUGAGAUCGGCACAAAACCAUGGUCUAACAGAAUACUAUGACCAGAGACUUAAGAAUGUCCCAAGUGUGGGGGUUUCUGGUCAUCAACGUGGACGUCACCUGUCCAAGAGCGACCCUGGCUAUGAUCUACCUGAAGACCAACAACAGGUCUAUCGCAGGUUGGCUGAAAGCUCCAGACACCAUGUUCGUCCUGGACUGCACUCUGGGUCAGUACAGACCUGCCUUAUCUCAGUGUACUCUGGGUCAGUACAGACCUGCCUUAUCUCAGUGUACUCUGGGUCAGUACAGACCUGCCUUAUCUCAGUGUACUCUGGGUCAGUACAGACCUGCCUUAUCUCAGUGUACUCUGGGUCAGUACAGACCUGCCUUAUCUCAGUGUACUCUGGGUCAGUACAGACCUGCCUUAUCUCAGUGUACUCUGGGUCAGUACAGACCUGUCUUUCACUGAGUCAAACCCCCGGAGCUCUCCGUCAGUGGUUCCCAACCUAGGUGGGGGGCGCCACAUUUUCCUUGGGGGUUGCGGGCCCUACUUGAUUUGCAACAUUUCUGGGAUCUUUGAUUUCAGCUCAUGAAACAUGGGACCAACGCUUCAUGUUACGUUAAUAUUUCUGUUCAGUAAAAUGGCUGAUCCUGUACACUAACACAUUUUAGGUCGUAACUAGCUUCUAAACCCACAGUCAUAAACCCCGCCCAUUUCUACAAUUUCUCUUCUUAAAAUUUGAUUUUAAACCUGAUCUUAACCACACUGCUAACCUUAUGGCUAACCUUAAGACCUGAAAGCACAUU
Molecule: messenger RNA, 1981 nt
Organism: Oncorhynchus kisutch (coho salmon)
Lineage: Eukaryota; Metazoa; Chordata; Actinopteri; Salmoniformes; Salmonidae
Product: anaphase-promoting complex subunit 1-like
Exons: 5
Coding region: 977-1684 (235 amino acids)
Biological process (GO): anaphase-promoting complex-dependent catabolic process; metaphase/anaphase transition of mitotic cell cycle; protein K11-linked ubiquitination
Cellular component (GO): anaphase-promoting complex
Molecular function (GO): molecular adaptor activity
Source: RefSeq, a predicted model, not a curated record